UAUCGUUGUACCGAAUUCGUAGUUCAGUGCUGAUUGAGCCUCCACGAAUGUAGUUUAUAUAGUUUUUUGUGUUUUAGAAAUAGUAAUUAGUUAAUUAACCAUGGUUAGCGGAAGGGUCUAUCAAGUGGCGGCGACGAUCGCAAGUUCUUUCGGCUCGUUCGCCAUGGGCCUGCUUUACGUCUGGCCAUCAUAUACCACGUCUCUUCUGACAUCGAAUACCACUACCAUCCUGUCAGCACCCAUGACGUCUACAGAAGAAUCUUUAGUGGGGAGUCUACCAUCAUUGGGCGCGAUGGUCGGAACGGCGGUGGUCGGACCAUUGAUAGAAAUCUUUGGAAGGAAGUUGGGAGGAGUCGCUGUGUCGUUGCCUUUUGUUCUAUCAUGGGCCCUGAUAGCAGUAUCGAAGACAUCCAUCCUGAUCCUCGCAGCUCGCUUCAUUAGUGGAAUAGCUGGUGGUGCCUACCUGGUCUUGGGUCCCAUGUUCAUAUCUGAGGUUGCCGAGGAUUCCAUCCGAGGAGCUCUGUCAUCAGCAACGAUCACCUUCUACGGCUUGGGGGCGCUGAUGUCGUACCUCUUAGGGUGGUUCUUUGGCUACAACACAAUCAUUUGGAUCAACUUGGCCGUGGGCGUGAUGUGCGCUGGACUCCUCAUGAGCGUCCCCGAGAGUCCAGUGUUCCUCAUGAAGAAGAAUAGAGAAGAGGAUGCUCGUUUAUCUAUGUCACUUUAUCGAGGAGUGCCUCCAACGUCGAUGGUCGUGCAAGAAGAGAUUUCCAAAAUCAAGCAGCAAAUCUCCCCAGCUGUGGAAUUGACCACAAUAAAUGAAAAAGCGGAAGAAGCUGAAAAAGAGAAAUUAACAUCAGAAGAUAUCAAAGAUGACCCACCGGCAAAGGUGUCAGCUAUCAAAACUUUGUUUAAAUCAUCGGCAUCACGGCGAGGAUUUUUGGUAGUGACAACAGUUAUAUCGAUGCAGGUCCUAAUGGGCAUAGUCCCAGUACAGGUGUAUGCCAAGCACGUCUUCAAACAAGCUGACCCGAGCCAGGCUGACUUGUACUCUGUGUUCUUCGCCGUGGUCAUGGUGUCGGGUAGCUUCGUGACUGGAGCCAUCGCUGAUAAGGCUGGGAGACGGAUCCUGUUAAUAACCUCCUCCACCCUAGUAGCUGUCUGCAUGGCUAGUUUGGGAGCCCUGCUGCAGACGAAGGCGGGGCCGCCGUUGGUGACGGUGGCUAUGAUUCUGAUGUACUGCUUCUGUUUCAUGUGCGGAGCGGGGUCGAUUCCGUACGUGCUGUUGGCUGAGGUGUUCUCGCCUGAGGUCCAAGCGUGCGCGUCCAUGAUCAUCGUGGAAUGGGUCUGGUUCCUCAACUUCCUCAUCCUGGUAGUAUUCUCAUGGCUGAACAACCUCAUCGGCAUCCAUGGCACAUUCUAUAUCUUCGCGGUUAGCAGCAUUAUCAAUGCUGUGCUGAGUUACAUCAUCGUGCCAGAAACUAAGGGACUAUCGACCAAAGAGAUACAAGACGUGCUUAGAAAAGGAAAGUAGAGGGAUGGAAUAUAAAGGUGAUGAAUUAUAUGUAGAUUAAAACAAUAAGGGAAAAUACGAUCUUACACUGCAAUACUCAAAAUUAGGCCCUGCUGCACUAGGUAGAUCCCAUGAGCGAGACAGAGCGAAGAGAUUGCUCUUCGCUCAUGCUUGACAUUGAUCAAGAAACAUGCCCUUACGAGCAUGUCAUGAUAAAUACUGAGCGGGAGAGCCUAUUGAAGCAGUGGCCUACUAUUUACUAUAUUUGUUUUGUGUGUACGCAUCCUUUCCCCAUAUUAGGCAAACCACUAGUAUAUGGGUACUUCUCAUUUACA
Molecule: messenger RNA, 1848 nt
Organism: Ostrinia nubilalis (European corn borer)
Lineage: Eukaryota; Metazoa; Arthropoda; Insecta; Lepidoptera; Crambidae
Product: facilitated trehalose transporter Tret1-like
Exons: 10
Coding region: 101-1534 (477 amino acids)
Biological process (GO): transmembrane transport
Cellular component (GO): membrane
Molecular function (GO): transmembrane transporter activity
Source: RefSeq, a predicted model, not a curated record